This is a messenger RNA of Chelmon rostratus (copperband butterflyfish), 2172 nucleotides long. RefSeq names its product INO80 complex subunit B (gene ino80b). Bases 532 to 1554 code for a protein of 340 amino acids. Gene Ontology annotation, cellular component: Ino80 complex. NCBI's taxonomy places the organism in Eukaryota, Metazoa, Chordata, Actinopteri, Chaetodontiformes, Chaetodontidae. The record is from RefSeq and is a predicted model, not a curated record. Gene Ontology annotation, biological process: chromatin remodeling. The transcript is spliced from 5 exons.
UGUUAUUAGCUUAGCUUCGUCGUGCUCACUACGAAUAACAAACUGUGUAACUUUACCUUAAUUUUAUGUCUGUUACUGUCAGAGUUGUGUGAAGUUUGCAGGCUGUGCCACGUCUUUUUAUUUUUAAACUAAAUACUGAAGUGUGUUUUGCAAUGAGAUUUCAGUGCGUACUAGCAAAUGUGAGUCAUCUCCCCGCUAAAUAAGGCACAGUUUAAGUUAAAGCUAACGACCUCGUUCAAAUUAACCUAAGAUAAUUUACCCUUAAUAUAUAUAGAAAACAAAUAGGAACAUAGUCUCACUCGGUUUAGCUAAAUAUUUAAAAGAGAAACUUAAAUAACACUUCAAUUAACGUAACUGCUGCCUUCGUCAGUAAUGGUGCCUUACAUUCAGGUUUAAGGUAACGCUAACAGGUGGGUCCUCUCUUCAGCAGAGACAGCUCUGCUUUCAAGAAGACAUUGAGAUUUUUGCUCUGAUGUAGAGCUGCAGACUGGCUGUCCUGUCCUUGGUGUUUACAUCCCUGUCACCGUUUCAAUGGGGAAAAGGAAAGACAUGAUUCACCCCAGGUUUCUCGGUGAAGGAAGCUCUAGCCUGCACAGCGUCCACAAGCGAAAGCACAAAAAACACAAGAAGCACAAGAGGAAGCACCAUAGUUUCCCAGAGGCCCCGGAGCCCGAGCCCAUCAUGGUUCCUCGGCCCCCUCCACAGCUCCGACUCAAGAUCAAACUGGGAGGACAGACGCUGGGGACCAAGAGCGUUCCCACCUUCACCGUGCAUCCUGGUGUGGCUCGUCCUCCCUCUCCGCUGAUGAUUAUUCAUAACACUGUUGAUGAUGAUGACGACAACGAUGAAGAUGAAGAUGAUGACGAUGACGAUGACGACGAGCCCUCUGUGCCCCUGGAGCAGUACCGGGCCUGGCUGGAUGAAGACAGCAACCUGGCCACAUCCCCCCUGCCAGACAUGGACUCAGACUCCAUGCUGGGCGGGCCUGUGGAUGAGGAGGAGAGGUGGCUGGACGCUCUGGAGAAAGGAGAGCUUGACGACAACGGAGAGCUGAAGAAGGAGAUUGACGAGUCUCUGCUCACAGCCAGACAGAAAGCCCUGCUACACAAGCAGCAGAGCCAGCCUCUCCUGGAGCUCCCCAUGGGUUACAAGGAGAAAGAGAUGACCGCGGAGAUGAUGCAGAAGCGGGAGGAGCGAGCCCGAAAGAGACGCCUGCAGGCCGCCAAGAAGGCAGAAGAGAACAAGAACCAGACGAUAGAGAGACUAACAAAAACCAGCAAGGCCAAGAACAAAAGCAUGAAAGAGAGGAAGUCCAAGCAGAGUCAGUGUCCCAUGAUCCGGUACAGUGACUCCGCCCAGGGCAUGGCCAUCUCCUUCCCCGCAGGUGUCACCGCUCCAUCUCCGGCACCUUCCCGCCCUCCACCUGCAGCCCUGGUGAACUGCGGGGUCAGCGGCUGCACCAACUCCAAGAAGUACUCCUGCUCAAAGACCGGGGUUCCUCUCUGCAGCCUCGAGUGUUACAAGAGGAACCUGCUUGUUCAGGGCGUAGCAUGAACUUCAAAGGGCAGAAUAUAUUCCAAAUGGACGCAGGUGUAGUUGUGUUUACGUGAGGGUGUGAUGACGGAGUGUACAGUCCAUGUGGUCAUCGCGAUUUAUGUUACAUGGACCCUCGUGACUUCACAGGUGUAGAACAAAAAAUCUUUUCAGGACUCAGAAUUCAAAUACAGUGUGGAUUUACUUUUUAUCUACUGUUGCUAGCGAUGCUAGUUAUGCAGUUCAAUUAUGUAUAUUGUAAAAUAUGAAGACAAAAACCUGUAUAGCAGUCAAUCAAACAUUAUACAUUUAUGAUUUGCAUCGGUGGAGUUAAAAUACUCAAAAACAAAUAUUUUUUAAGUUUGGAGACAGAGUAGCAUUAUUUCUACUAGCUUGAACUAUUUUUUAUUUUGUUAGCAAUGUGAAUUAUACUAAAAGACUAACAGAUGUCAACACCAAGCAAUUUGUUUGGAAAGAAUAAGAGAGACUGUUUUUGCUUCUUUAAUCUCAAUGUUCAUUUUAGUAACAAAUGACUCAAUUUCCAUACAAAACUGUACAUCUUAAAUUAAGUAACAAAUGAAAUGCCUUUCCAACACUGCAUACAACUUGUGAAAAUAUCAAUACAACCUUAUUUGCUUA